UGAGUCUGGGCGUUCUGCCGCCGUCAUCAUUAACUUCAUCAGACAUAACCUCAGAGGCCCAUCUUGGUGGUCUAUUCUGCUCAAUCUCCAGUGCCUUCGAGUCUUGGCUUUGAUCUUGAUCACGAACUCUGACGCAGCGCUCUGGUUGCCGUAUUUGGACGGCAUCCGCCACCACACUUCAUCCCGGAAACGGCCGCUCAGACGGUUUGACAUCAACCAAAGGUACCUAGGCUACCGUGACUGCCGCAGGCAUAUUUUGUCUCUUCUUGACCCCCCUUUUCCCACAUCAGAUGGUCUCGUCAGCCACCAAGAUGACGGACAGAGACAACAUGACAACCGACACAGAGCCCGAGAAAACGACCCCUUCGGGGCGGGCCUCUCCCGGCCCUGACCCUGCGCCGAGCCCAAUCCCGAACGUCAAAGCAACCACUACUGCCGCCACCACCACCACCAACAACAACAGCAGCAGCAACAAUGACGACAAUGACGACCCAUUCGCCUCCACGGGCGCCGGCAUCGACAGCGCGGACGUGGUGUACCCGACGGGGCUCAAGCUCGUGCUGAUCGUCGCGUCGCUGUGCCUGGCCGUGUUCCUGGUGGCGCUGGACCAGACCAUCAUCGCGCCGGCGCUGGGCGCCAUCACGGGCGAGUUCGGGUCGGUCAAGGACAUCGGCUGGUACGGCGCCGCCUACCUGCUGACGACCACGGCGCUGCAGCCGGCGUACGGGUCGCUGUACCGCAUGUUCAGCGUCAAGUGGACCUACCUGGCCGCCGUCUUCCUGUUCGAGGUGGGCAGCCUGGUGUGCGCCACCGCGCCGUCCAGCGAUGCCUUUAUCGUGGGCAGGGCGCUGGCCGGUGUCGGGACGGCCGGGUUGUUCUCUGGCGGUAUUGUGAUUCUGUCGUAUACCCUCCCGCUGCGGCAGCGGCCCAUGGCGUUCGGGCUGAUCGGUGCCAUGUGGGGGAUCGCGAGCGUCGCGGGGCCGUUGCUGGGCGGUGCCUUUACCGACCAUGUGACGUGGCGCUGGUGCUUCUACAUCAACCUGCCGAUCGGCGGCGCCGCGAUGCUGGCUCUGUACCUGUUCCUGCGGAUUAAGGUCACGCGCAACGCCGCCGGCCUGACGGUUGUCCAGAGGAUCCUGAGCCUGGACCUGCCCGGCACGGCGAUGCUGGUGCCGGCGAUUGUGUGCUUGCUGCUGGCGCUGCAGUGGGGGGGCACCGAGUACGCGUGGAGCAGCUCCGUCGUGAUCGGGCUGUUUGUCGGGUUCGCCGCCAUGAUCGUCAUCUUCAUUGGGAUCCAGAUCUGGAAGGGCGAUAAAGGGACGCUGCCACCGCGGCUGUUCAAGAACCGGGAUGUCCUCUGCGCCAUGCUCUUCGGCUUCUUCUUUGGCGCCGGCUUCUUCCCGCUGCUGUACUACUUGUCGUUGUACUUCCAGGCGAUUCAGCACGACACGGCCGUCCAGGCCGGCAUCAAGCUGCUGCCGAUGCUGAUCGCGGUCGUCAUCAGCUCGGUCAGCUGUGGCGGCCUGAUCAGCGCCGUCGGGUACUACAACCCCUUUGUCCUGCCUUCCAUGGUCCUGUUCACGGUCGGAGCCGGCAUGAUCACCACGCUGCAAAUCGACAGCCCGCUCCGGGUCUGGUUCGGCUACCAAGUCAUUGCGGGUCUCGGCAUUGGCGUCGGCUUCCAGACCGGCGUGCUCGUGGUGCAGAACAACGUUCCCCACGAAUGGAUCCCCCAGGCCACCGCCUGCGUGCAGUUCUUCCAGGCCAUGGGCGGCGCCAUUUUCAUCGCGGUCGCGCAGGCCGUCUUCCAGAACGGCCUCACCGAGCACAUCAAGCGGGACGUGCCCGGCAUCCCGCCCGAGGUCUUCAUCCACAGCGGCGCCUCGCAAAUUCCUCAGCUGCUCGAGGAGAUGCAGGCUACGCAAUACCUGGGCGCCGUGCUGAAUGCCUACCUCCAGGGCCUGCGGAACGCCUUCUUUAUUACCGUUGGCUGCGCCGCGGCUUCGUUUGUGGCAGCGUGUGGGCUCAGCUGGAAGAAGAUCCAGAAGAGAAAGGCGCCCGCCGCAGCAGAGGCCGAGAAGGGCGAGGCGGAUGUGGAGAGUACGAAAUAGUGCCAGGCUCUGUGUGUGUGUGUGUGUUGAGUGCCCAGGAUUUCAGGUUUGGGUUUGGUUUGUACGAAUAGGCGAGACGGUGUUGGCAAACGCCUGGAGUUUGGCAAGCGGUGCGGGUGUUACAGAAAAGCUAGAUACCCUACUCUUGAUCCUUUUGAAUAUAGUUAAUACAUAUAACAAUUACAUUUGCGUUUAGUGCAAGUUCGGUAUAUUGCCUUGUUUCGG
Chaetomium strumarium is the source of this 2336-nucleotide messenger RNA. RefSeq names its product major facilitator superfamily domain-containing protein. NCBI's taxonomy places the organism in Eukaryota, Fungi, Ascomycota, Sordariomycetes, Sordariales, Chaetomiaceae. The transcript is spliced from 3 exons. Bases 291 to 2111 code for a protein of 606 amino acids. Gene Ontology annotation, molecular function: transmembrane transporter activity. The record is from RefSeq and is a predicted model, not a curated record. Gene Ontology annotation, cellular component: plasma membrane. Gene Ontology annotation, biological process: transmembrane transport.